AUGGCGUUCUUCGCCUACGCGCCGCUGCUCUGUGCGUCGUGGCUCGGCAUCAUGUACGUGAUUGUGCUGUACCUGUCCACUGAGUCCAAGUGGCGCUGGCACGACGCCCAGGAGUUUGAGAACCGCUUCUGGACCGGCACGGCCUUUCUCUUUAGCGCAGCCGUGCUGUACAUUCGCGACUCGCCGCUGGCCGUUGGGCAGUGGAACUCGACGCUCGGCCUCGUGCUCGUGUUUGGCUUCACUCUGAGCGUGCACUACUUUGACCGCUUCUUGCACCGCCAGGAGAUCAGCCGCCGCCCGCGCUUGAAGACCGCCACGCGCCACCUGUCGCACAACCUGUUCCAGUACAAGGCCACGGCCAAAGAAAAGACCGCCCUCCUCGUCGAGUGCGUGAGCCGCAUCGACCGCCAGUACCUGCCCAGCACGAUCAACAACAUGCUGAACCUCGCCGAGGUCAAGCGGCGCGAGCACAAGAUCUUCCGCAUCCUCGCGGGCGCCGGCAAAGACGAGCUGAACUACGUGGUGAACCACAUCCCGCUCGCGCUGCUCUUUUACAAGGUCAAGGACCACUCGAAAGUGCGCGAAGACCAGAGCCGGACGCUCAUGCUCGACCUGCUGUGCACCACGCGCCUCGGCGACCUCUCGGUCAUGUCGCGGGCGCUGCUGCUCGACGCGCUGAUGGUCAUGAAGAUCAGCGCGCACCCGCUGGCGGAAAAGUGGGUGCGCAACAUCAUCCUCAAGACACAGGGGGACGACCUCAGCAACCUCAAGACGUACACGGACGCCAAAGGCGACUUCCACAGUAUGCACAAACUCGUGUUCAACGACAUUCGCGACCCGACGAUCCGGACGGACAUUAUCAGUCACAUCCAGCGCGAAGCAAGUGUACAGAUUGCCCACACGCGGCUGGGGACAAAGCGCGGCCGCAGUCGUAAGCAGCAGGCGUGGCGCAAGGUGCUCAGUGACGUGGACGACACGCUGUACUCGUCCGGUGGACGGUACCCAGCAGGACUGGACACGCGCUUCCCUCGGCACACGCUGUACCCGGGCGUCCUGGCGUUCUACCGGGAACUGGACAUGGGCACAGUCGGGCCGGAUGACUGGACAGACGACCGCGUCGGCAACCUCGUGUUCCUCUCGGCACGUCCGCACGUGUACAAAGACGUGUCGGAGAAAAAGUCGUACGCGAAGUUUGCGGCGCUGCACGAGAAGAUGGGAAUGCACACGCUGCCUACGCUGCUUGCCGGGAACCUCAAGUCGGGUCACGCGUUCAUGUGGCAAGGGGACUUGGAACCAAUGGCACAAAAGAAGUUUGAGAACUUCAGUGAAUUCUACCAGCUUUAUCCGGAGUUCAAACACGUGUUUGUCGGGGAUAACGGACAAGGCGACGUGCGUGCUGCGGAGCUAAUUGUGGAGAGACUUGGCUCGGACGCAUUAGAGGCUGCGUUUUUUCAGCGCGUGCAGCCCAUGGAAAAGAUGUACAACUACCACUCGAAGGAGGAUUUGAACCGCUGGCGCGCAAUGAACAUAUUUUUCUUUGAUACGUACGUGGGUGCAGCUGUCGAGGCUUUUCGUACGAAGAGGAUCCGACUUAGUGGACUAAAGAAAAUCUGUGAUGACGCUGGACGGUCAUUUGAAGGCAUUCGUACGUGGCUCACUCCGCAGAGUCGCGAACGCGCGCGAUUGAUGCUGAACCGUGACCUGGAAGUGGCCAAUGCGCUGCUCUGUAAAAAGUAUGACCCGUCGCCGCUAGUGAUGAAGCCGCAAGUUUUUGCCUUGAAUUCGCUCGUUCGCACGCCGGUCGGACGUGGGAUCGUUCGCAAGUUCCGUGGGGUUGAUGGCAUGUAUCAAGUGCACUUGACGGAAUGGUCGUUGUCGCCAACGCGUCAGGAACGGAUACAAGCUUACUUUACCGAAGAGAGCCUCACUGCUGCUCUAGGCACGUAUACAUCACCGCCAGCCACGAGCUCUUUGCGGUACGUCAAGUUCUACCCAGCCCCACCUGCUCGCGUCUAUGCGUCACACACGCUUGUAAAAACCCUAUUUGGAAUCGGGCGCGUGAUGAGUUACCGGGCAGAAGACAGAAUUUACACGGUAUCGAUCCCCGGUGACCAGAAUAUGCUGCAUAUAACGGCUUUUCUGAAUGGGGAUUCGCUGCAAGCUGUCGAUGACGCAUUCUUGAAAAGUUAUGCGACGAGUGAUGUGGCGUCACCGCGAAUGUUCGCAGGAGUGCGCUUUGGCAUCGGCUUCAUUACGAAGAAAUUGAUUACGUUCGUACCAGGCAGCUCCGGUGUAAAGCCGUUGUUUUCUGUUGCGGUUGUUGUGGAUUCGCCCUUCGGGCGCGGCGCGGUCAUUAACUUCCGCGGAGAAGAUCGCGUCUACGAGAUCCGGCUAUUUCACGGUGAGACGAAAACGCGAAGCGGCGACGCGGCUUCACGUACAAGUGUAUUCGUACAAGAGCAGUGUUUGCAGCCCCCUCCUGUGUCUCCAUCUCGAAGCUUCUUCUCCAUGCUUGGGCUGAGCUCAGGCAAGAAUGCGGUAGCACCGACGAGCACACCUGCUCCGGUUGGCUCUUGUGUUACCACGAUAUAUGGCAAGGGUGUUGUCUGCAGCUACCGUGCAGCUGACGGCGUCUAUGAAGUUGCAUUGACCGAUUCAGCUCUCGCCGAUGGUCAUGACGCUAUGGCUUAUCUUAGACGGGACCUCAUUAAUCCAGCAGAUAUGACAUCGGAAGCUGUUUCGGGCACGACGAAGGAGCCUUUGACGGAUAGAAAAGGCCAUGCUCCUCCAGGGAGUGGUGGCAUCUUUCAGUUGCUCCGGUAUGGGUUUACGACUUCCAGCACGGGACCGGCGGCUGUUGCCGUUCCGUAUGCUGAUGAGACUGGCGUUGAGCACCAGAUUGACACCAUCUUCGGUCUGGCCACUACGGCAAUGAGUCAGCCGUACAACGGGUGCUACAAAGUGUUUCUCAUGAACUCGGAUUACGAUGGGGUCGUUGCGUACGUCCAGGCAGACCACGCGAAAGAAGUUCUAGUCACCCCGAAACGAGCGAGGCGUAACACGCUCGAGCUACUGGCUAGCCCAUUCAGCUACUUGCUUUCUAGCAACACGUAUGACCGAAGUGGUUUGACUGACACGAAGACUUUGUUUUCCAAGGGAGCGCUGGUAUCGACACCGUUUGGUGAGGGCACUGUACGCUUACACCGAUGUGUGGAUGAUAUUUACGUGGUGGACUUGCCGUCAAUGCACGGUUUCUUCCGCGCGAGCAGCCUCAGGCGGCCGGUGCGUGGCGUGGUUGGACAGCCGGUUGAUACAAUCUAUGGAUCGGGGAUGCUGGAGCAAGUGCGUGAAGAGGACGGAGUCCACGUUGUUGCUCUACGACUCGGUUUAACUACUUCGGAAACUCGUGCAUACCUGCACCCGUCCAGCGUGAUCCGAGCGAUCAAGGCAUCUCGUGGUGACAUGGUCAUGACGCCUUUUGGGUCGGGUGUGGUGAUGCAGUAUCGUCCGCACGACAGUUUCUACUGCGUGGUUCUGGACUGGGAUUCGAAUGGCCAGAGCCGCGCAUCAGCCUACAUAAGCGAGGACAGUCUCCUGCGCACGGGUUUGGUGGAGAAACCCCCAUCCGGCUGCGUCGUUAUGUGA
Hyaloperonospora brassicae is the source of this 3645-nucleotide messenger RNA. Lineage: Eukaryota; Oomycota; Peronosporomycetes; Peronosporales; Peronosporaceae. The record is from the annotation of a GenBank genome assembly.